CUGGCACUGUACUUCUGGUGCUGAGCGUCCAAAAUGGCGCCGGUCGCACGGUGUCCGUGCCUGUGAAACUGUGAAAAGUUCAAAAUACGCGUACACGCCUCAGUUUUAACCUCAACCGCAGACUCGUGUGCAACUGCUCGGCUGCGACCAGCGAUUUAGACACCCACCAUGGCUGCCAACAUGUACCGCGUCGGAGACUAUGUCUUCUUCGAAACAUCAUCCACUGCUCCAUUUCAAAUCAGGAGGAUCGAGGAGCUCGUUAAGACUGCCAACGGGAAUGUGGAGGCCAAGGUGAUGUGCUAUUACCGCCGGCGGGACCUGUCGCUCGAGAAGCCAUUAGUCGGUGCCCUCGAGGAAGAGCAGGAGCGCGAGGCUGAGCAGCUGACCGAGAAGGAGCGACACCAGCUGCGGCACCGUGAGCUGUUUCUGUCGCGCCAGGUGGAGACGCUGCCAGCCACCCACAUCCGGGGCAAGUGCUCCGUCACCCUGCUCAACGAGACGGAGUCGCUGCUGUCGUACCUCAACAAGGAGGAUGCCUUCUUCUACUCGCUUGUCUAUGACCCCCAGCAGAAGAGCCUGCUGGCCGACCGAGGUGAGAUUCGCGUGGGCCAGCGUUACCAGGCGGAGGUGCCUCCCUGGACGGGGCCACCCGCCGAAUCGGGUGAGGGGGCUGACGACAGGGACAGCGCCCUGCUGGAGACCCUGGUGUACAUCCCGUCGCACGGUCUGUCGGACCGGCAGCUGGACCAGUUCCUCAUCGUGUGCCGGUCGGUGGGCACGUUUGCACGGGCCCUCGACUGUUCGAGCUCCGUGAAGCAGCCCAGCCUCCACAUGAGUGCGGCGGCGGCUUCGCGGGACGUGACGCUGCUGCACGCCAUGGAGCUGCUGCAUCGCACGGGCUAUGACCUGGCGCGGGCGGUGGCGGCCCUGGUGCCCCCCGGCGGGCCCGUGCUCUGCCGCGACGAGAUGGAGGAAUGGUCAGCCUCAGAGGCCAAUCUCUUCGAGGAGGCCCUGGAGAAGUACGGCAAGGACUUUGCAGACAUCCGCCAGGACUUUCUGCCCUGGAAGAGCCUCAAGAACAUUGUCGAAUACUACUACAUGUGGAAGACCACCGACCGAUACGUGCAGCAGAAGCGAGUCAAGGCAGUCGAAGCCGAAAGCAAGCUCAAACAGGUCUACAUCCCCAACUACAACAACAAAGCGACGGGUGUCCUUGGUGGACCCGAAGGAGCCACAGCCGGGGGCCGGCCCUGCGAGAGCUGCUACACCAUGAACUCAGCCCAGUGGUAUGCGUGGGGUCCUGCGCACAUGCAGUGCCGUCUGUGCCAGUCCUGCUGGACCUACUGGAAGAAGUUUGGUGGCCUCAAGUAUCCAACCCGACUGGAGUCUGCGGACGUGCUCGGCUCAGAACGGCUGCCUGCGGGCAUGGCGUCGCAUCGGCCACAUCGGUGCACCGUAACCGGUUGUGGAAAGGAAUUCAAGUUGAAGGCCCACCUGGCACGCCACUGUGCCACAGCCCACGGCCUAGCACUGCGUGCCGGCAGCCCGCGGCCCGUGGUCAAGACGCGUGCUGCCUUCUACUUGUGCACCACAGCACUGACGCGCAUGGCGCGACGGCUGGCAGGCCCCGCAGCACUGCGACCCCGACACGCAGCACGCAAUCCGUUCUUGCCGGUCAAUUCAGCAGCAAUCCGACUCGAGGUGCAGGGCAAGCUGGACCCGGCAGUGCUGGCGGCCACACCGUCCGCGGCAGCCGCCGCAGCUGCCGCCCUCGCCGCUGCCCGCCGCCGCCCUCGCGAACGCGGUGCCGUGGUCGACGUGUCGCACCGGCUGGGCACGCCCAACCUGCCGCGGCCUGAGUGGCUGCACCCAACGCCACGCGAGCAGAUCCCAACGCCCACACGGCACGCGUUCCCACCCCCGGCCGAGCGGCCCCCUCCACUGUUGCUUCACCACCAGCCGCCACAGCAGCAGCGCAAGCGAACUGCCCCAGAGCCCCUGAACGGUCCGCCGGGUGGACCCCGGCGUCGACUGGGACCACCCCCUCCCGCCGUGCCCCUGAACGGGGGCCGACCCAAGGUGGCCACCAUAACACGGCUGGGGGGUGGCCGCAAGCACCUCAUUUCGUGGGUGGAUGCGCCCGACGACCUGUACUUUGUCGCCACCGAAGCCACCAGGCGUCUUCGACGGCAGCUGAGUACGGCCGAGCUUCGGCGCUGGGCCCGGCGGCCUUGCCGUAGCCGGGCACCGCCCGACCAGAUCGUCAUCUUGGACUGAGCUAGCGCAGGCCGCACGGAUGCCUUUCUUCGGGGCAGCCAAAAGCCUGGCGGAACGGCGCCCACUCGCGAAGCGCCAGGUUCACCCUGCGCCGAAAACACAACUUGGUGGUGGAGGCAGAAGAAGA
Rhipicephalus sanguineus (brown dog tick) is the source of this 2404-nucleotide messenger RNA. RefSeq names its product metastasis-associated protein MTA3 (gene MTA1-like). The transcript is spliced from 8 exons. Bases 169 to 2277 code for a protein of 702 amino acids. Gene Ontology annotation, biological process: negative regulation of transcription by RNA polymerase II. The record is from RefSeq and is a predicted model, not a curated record. Gene Ontology annotation, molecular function: transcription corepressor activity; transcription coactivator activity; chromatin binding. NCBI's taxonomy places the organism in Eukaryota, Metazoa, Arthropoda, Arachnida, Ixodida, Ixodidae. Gene Ontology annotation, cellular component: NuRD complex; nucleoplasm.